GAGCCUGUGGGCGGCGCGUGAACGCAGCGUCUCUCCUCUCGCGCGCUGUGGUCUUACAGUGAAUGAAGCUUUAGCGUGGGAAAGACGAACAGGGUACGCGAAGCACUGACAUGGAUCCGCUGUAACGCCACUGCGAUAGCUGCCACUGCGUUCUCAACAGACCAGCGUUCCCUCCACGUUCAGCUCGAGCGCGUUUAAAGCCUGAAGACGAUGCGUCUGGUCACAGCCAAAUCACAUCUGUUCAUCGCGCAGCUGUGGCUCAUCUGUCACGCAGAUCUGGCCGCGUCGUACCUCAGAGGUCAGCGCAGACUCGCCGAGGACGUCGACUGGUCUUACACAGGGGCUCUUAACCAGAAGCACUGGGCGAAGAAAUAUCCGGUGUGUGGCAAUGCCAGACAGUCUCCCAUCGACAUCAGUGAGGAGUUCACUCAGGUCAGGGUUCAGUACCAGAACCUGCAGCUGGAGAACUGGGACCAACCCACCUCUGAAUCCAGCACCAUCACCAACGACGGCAAAACAGUGGUAAUCAGUCCGAGCGGUCAGUACUUCAUAAGCGGAGGUGGGCUCAGAGCCAGGUUUAAAGUGGGCAGGAUCACGUUCCAUUGGGGCCGGUGUAACGCCACUUCAGACGGAUCUGAACACAGUCUCAAUGGAAACAGGUUCCCCCUGGAGAUGCAGAUCUUUUGUUUCGAUGACGAGGAGUUUGAAUCCAUGGACGAGGCAAUAAGUAGCGGAGGAAAGCUUACUGCUGUAGCUGUCCUUUUCGAGGCCAGCAUUGAAGACAACCAGGACUAUGCAGCCAUCAUUGAAGGGGUAAACAGUGUGAGCCGAUUUGGUAAAAGCAGCCCUCUGGAAGCGUUUUCUCUGCUGGCUCUUCUUCCUCAGUCCACCGAAAAAUACUUCACGUACAACGGCUCGCUCACCGCGCCGCCCUGCUCCGAGAACGUGGAGUGGAUCGUGUUUAAAAACGCCGUGGCCAUCUCAGAAACCCAGUUGGAGGUGUUCUGUGAGGUGAUGACCAUACAACAGGCUGGAUACGUCAUGCUGACCGACUACCUGCAGAACAACUACAGAGAACAACAGCAGCAGUUCAUGGGACAAGUGUUCUCGUCCUACACCGGCACAGAGGAAGUUCCUGCUCCCAUGUGCAGCUCUGAGCCUCAGAACGUGCAGGCGGACUCUCAGAACUACACGGGUAUGGUGGUGACGUGGGAAAGGCCGCGGGCCGUCUACGACACCACCAUAGAGCGCUACUCCGUCACCUACCAGAGACUGCAGGGCAGAGAGCCGCCGAAGCAGCAGUACCUCACCGACGGGGACCAGGACGUGGGGGCCAUUAUCCAUCAUCUGCUGGCCAACAGCAGCUAUGUCGUCCAGGUGGUGGCGCUCUGCACCAAUGGCUUGACGGGAAAAAUGAGCGACCAGGUUAUUGUGGACAUGCCUCUCGAAGACCCUGUAAAUGAGCCCGACCUCUUUGGUGAUUUAAUAGAAUCAGAGGAAUAUAAUGAGGAAACAUCUCCACCUGCUUCCAAACCUCCGCCCGGCCGAAACCUCAUCCUUGAUUCUGGGAGCUCCAUCUCCAUCACCACGGCGACGGACCAACCGGGCUUCCUCUUCCCCGUCAUCAGAACCACCCCCGUCACAGUCCGCCGGAAGAUGACAGAGGAGUCUUCGCUAUCGUGGUCACCGGAGCAAAACAAGAGCAGGAACCAGACCAGACGGCCACCGAGCAGACUCCUUCCCGACGACAGCGGCCCGCUUCCUCACGGCAACAUACUGGUCACGGACGUCUACUAUGAAGACAGCACCACGAAAAGCGCUCCGGCUCAAGAUCAGGACCAAAAAACCUCAACCGCGACUCCCCAAAUAUCAAGCAGCACCACUAAAUCUGAAUCGAACACAACCGCAGCGGCUAACGCUAGCACCGCUAGCUCUGGAUCUGCCUUAUCAGCAUCUAUGAAGAUCAUUUCUCAGACCACUCAGCCUCUGUUUAAUGAGGCGAGCAACAGCAGUCCGGAGUCCCGUGUGGGGAUGGUAGGAGGCACAGAGAAGGAGAAGAGGACGGUUGUUCCUCUGGCUGUGGUUUCCACUCUCACUGUCCUGUGUCUGCUGGUGCUGGUGGGCAUCCUCAUCUACUGGAGAAGGUGUUUUCAAACGGCACAGUUUUAUGUAGAAGACAACAUUUCAGGCCGAGCCAUAUCAGCCCCGUCAACACCUCUUCUUCUGCCUACAGCAGAGGACAACGAAGCUCUCCCCGUAAAGGAAUUUGUAAAACACGUUGCUGAUCUUCACACAAAUCACACGUUCUCCAAAGAAUUUGAGAUCUUGAAAGAGUCUUACGAGGAGAUCCAGGGCUGUACGUUGGACAUCGGCAUCACCACAGACAGCUCCAACCAUCCAGAUAAUAAGAGCAAGAACAGAUACAUUAACAUCCUGGCCUAUGAUCACAGCCGAGUUAAACUCUCGCAAAACUCUGACAAAGAUGGAAAAACGGGGGACUACAUUAAUGCCAACUAUGUUGAUGGCUACAAUCAGCCGAAAGCAUAUAUAGCCGCCCAGGGUCCACUGAAGGGCAGUCUGGAAGACUUCUGGAGGAUGAUAUGGGAGCAGAACGUGGGUGUGAUUGUCAUGAUCACUAACCUGGUGGAGAAGGGCCGGAGAAAAUGUGAUCAGUAUUGGCCCUUGGAAAAUCAGGAGGACUAUGGAUGCUUCCUAGUCACGCUGAAGAGCACCAGAACUCUAGCCUACUUCACACAGAGGACGUUCACUUUGAGGAACGUUAACGUCAAGAAGGGCUCACAGAAGGGCCGCAGUCAAGAGAGGACGGUGCUUCACUUUCAUUACACUCAGUGGCCCGACAUGGGCGUCCCAGAAUACACUCUGCCCCUGCUGUCGUUUGUGCGGGCGUCCUCACAGGCCAGGACGAAUGAUAUGGGGCCUGUGGUGGUGCACUGCAGUGCCGGUGUGGGCAGAACAGGAACCUACAUAGUGAUCGACAGCAUGCUGAAGCAGAUAAAGGAGGAGAGUACAGUGAACAUCAUGGGGUUCCUCAAACACAUCCGGACCCAGAGGAACUAUCUGGUGCAGACUGAGGAGCAGUACGUCUUCAUCCAUGACGCUCUAGUGGAGGCCAUCAGGAGCAAAGAGACUCUGGUCUCAUCCAGUCACAUUCACACAUACGUGUCUGAUCUUCUCACGCCGGGACCUUCAGGAAAGACCCGUCUGGAAAAACAGUUUAAGCUGGUCGGUCAGAGCUUUGCAAAGCAGAGCGACUACACAGUGGCUUUGAAGGAGUGCAAUGCAUCUAAAAACAGGACGUCUUGUCUUAUGCCUGUGGAGAGGUCAAGGGUCAGCCUGUCUACCGGACCUGGGGAAUCAUCAGACUACAUCAAUGCCUCUUAUUUAAUGGGGUACCAUCAGAGCCGUGAGUUUAUCGUUACCCAGAAUCCUCUGCCAAACACCACACAGGACUUCUGGAGGAUGAUCUGGGAUCACAACGCACAGAUCAUAGUUGCUCUGCCAGAUACACAGAGUGCGAGCAGAGAGGGAGAGUGUGUGUACUGGCCCGCUAAAGAUCAGCCAAUCAGCUGCGAGACCUUCACUGUGACCUUCAGAGGCGAGGACAAACUGUGCCUGUCCAAUGAGGAGUCACUCGUGGUGCACGACUUCAUUUUGGAGGCCCUGAAGGACGACUAUGUGCUGGAGGUCCGGCAGUACCUGAGCCCUCGCUGGCCGAACCCCGACAGUCCUAUCAGCAACUCCUUUGAGCUCGUCAACACGAUCCGAGAAGAGAGCUCGCGCCGAGAGGGGCCCGUCAUCAUCCACGACGGGUCUGGAGGGACGAGUGCCGCUCUGCUCUGUUCACUGAGCGCCCUGGUUAACCAGCUGGACGAGGAGAACGCCGUGGACGUCUACCAGACCGCCAGAAUGAUCAACCUCAUGAGACCCGGCGUCUUUAAUGACGUUGAUCAGUAUCAGUUCCUCUACAAAGCGAUCCUGAGCUUGGUGAGCACCAAGGAGGAUGAGAAGGCUCUUCAUUACUCGGAAAACAACGGCACGGUUCCCGCCAACCCUUCAGAAAGCCUGGAGUCUCUGAUGUAGCCACACAGAGCACCGUCACCCUUCACCCAAGGAAAUGUACAUUGAAUCAAGAGAAAGUCAUUUUUAGCUGCACGGACUACGUGGGUUACAGGACAUACCGUCAUUUGGUCUUUUAUUGUGCCUUUUUGUUACCUUUGUACUUUAAAACGCUUUGAUAUAAUAUUAUUGUUGUAACUAAUGCCAAAAUUUCUACUCUUUGGAAAAGCAGCGACCGCUGUGUUGCUGGUGAUGUUUUAGGUUUAGUCAGACGUAACUGUUGAAGAAAUAUUUAUAAGUAGCAGGGCAGAUGAUUUCAUACGGUAUCUAUUUUGGGGGUAAUAAAAAAAUCUUAGAUAUAAAGCGUUCUUGAAUGUAGCCUCAUAGUAAAGAGAGAGGUGUGCUUCUAAUAUAUAAAACCACCGGCCACACCAACAGACCAAAACAGUUUAUAUGACUAGCAUCUUUUUUUUUUACUAUGUUUGUUAUUGUAGCAAUUCAGUGUUUUGUUGUAGAAAUUCCACGAUUUUUUUUAAUUGUAGAAUUUAUUUUUUUUUAAAUUAACUUAGUUGUCAUGUUGUAACAGACAUUUACGUACAACUCUUAAUUUGUAAUAAUCCUACUGCAUCCUUCUAGAUUUAGAUCAUCUCUGCGCCGUUUCGUAACCACCAUUCAGUUAUUUAUCUCCAAUAUUUAUCGACUUUUAUUUAAAUUGUCUAAUCGUUUAGGCCUUUUGUCAAGCAUUAACACAGGAUGUACUUGGAUACAAGAAAGAAAGCACAAUAAAAAUGAACGGAAAGGAAUUUACAUGCACAUCA
Puntigrus tetrazona (Sumatra barb) is the source of this 4895-nucleotide messenger RNA. RefSeq names its product protein tyrosine phosphatase receptor type Z1b (gene ptprz1b). Gene Ontology annotation, biological process: peptidyl-tyrosine dephosphorylation. Gene Ontology annotation, molecular function: protein binding; protein tyrosine phosphatase activity. The record is from RefSeq and is a predicted model, not a curated record. The transcript has 30 exons. Lineage: Eukaryota; Metazoa; Chordata; Actinopteri; Cypriniformes; Cyprinidae. The coding region runs from base 211 to 4101 and encodes 1296 amino acids.